AUGAAAGACUGCUUGGUUUUUGAUCGCAUGAAGGCUGGCGGGUCAGGUAUGGAGUUUCAGUGGGAUUGGGUUUGCUCGGCUUUGGGUAAUAAUGAAAGUGCACAACUACAGCAGCUAAUGGGCCUGAUUAACGGGCUGAAUGUGACGUUUGGACCUGAUAAGUGGCAUUGGAAGUAUGAGGGAUCUGGUAUCUUUAAUGUGGCAAGUAUUAAAAAGAUAUUGGGCUUGGUUAAUCGUACGCGACCCGCUAGAGUAUUCGAAUGGAACAACUGGGUCCCGAAAAAGGUUGGAAUUGUAGCGUGCAGGGCAGAAAUGGAACGCUUGCCGACAAAGUGUGCCUUAUCAGCUCGGAACAUACGAGUGCAUAAUCGUUCGUGUGUUAUGUGUGGUAUUUAUGAUGAGACUUGUGAACACAUCUUUGUUUCAUGUCAAUAUGCUCAGUCUAUAUGGCAAAAUAUUGCGAACUGGUGCACGAUUCCACCGAUCAUUGCUUUCGAUAUUAAGGAUCUCCUUACGUUGCAUGAGAUUAGUUCAGGUCCAAGUAGGAAGAAAAAAGUGUUGUAUGCGGUUAUCUUUGUAACAUUUUGGAGUAUUUGGAAGACGAGGAACGAGAUAGUGUUUGAACAAAAGGUGCCAAAUAUGACAAAGACUCUAGAUGAAGUUAAAGCAAUGGCGUAUUUAUGGGUGAAGAACUGGUCUAAAUUGGCGACAUUAACAUGGGAAGAUUGUAGUAGAUUCAAGGUUGGUGGAUAA
Molecule: messenger RNA, 753 nt
Organism: Helianthus annuus (common sunflower)
Lineage: Eukaryota; Viridiplantae; Streptophyta; Magnoliopsida; Asterales; Asteraceae
Exons: 1
Coding region: 1-753 (250 amino acids)
Source: RefSeq, a predicted model, not a curated record